GUCUUUGGAUCAGGUUUCGAUAUGGUUUUGAAUAUAAAUUGUGGUUUUAUCAUACUUAUGAAAUAAGAUGAUGAAAAAUUACCAUUAAAGUGAUGCUUGUCUAUUGACAUCGAAAUAAAAGAAGAAAUAUCCAAAGCAUAUAUGAUUGCUUCGGAUAAUUUCAGAAAAUUUAAUGUUGUUUUCCAACGAACUCUGCGAAUUGUAUUUAAUUCGCGUAGUUCACUUAAAUCGUACAAAAAUAAAAUGACGCUUUUUAUCUUUAAUCUUACUAGAACUCUAAAUCGGCGUCAAAAAAUUGGAGCUGUUACUGUUAUAGCUAUAACAGUUAUUUUUUGUCUUCUGAGAUAUUUUGCAUAUAGUAAUAACUACGAGGUUUAUCCUUACAUUCCAACGGUUGUUAUAAAACCACGUGAACGAUCUGCAUCCAACUUGAAAAUACCGCGAGUAAUUCAUCAAACAUGGAAAUCUUUAAGUGUACCAGAAGCUUUACGUUUUUGGAUAUUAAGGCACGCAAAUUUUAGAUUAUAUAAAAUAUUAUCAAAUCUUUUUCUAAACGAUUCUGUCGCUAAUAAUACAUUUAGAUACUUUUAUAAGAGGAAAGUAGUUGAAAAACCAAUGACAGAUGAUUUAAGAUAUUCUAAUAUACCAGUUAAAGAUUUCAACAUAAAACUAACGAAAGACUAUUUCAGUUGGUUGGAAAAACAUCCUGAAUGGGAAUACAAGUUCUGGACGGAUGAAGAAAUGCGACUCUAUGUGAAAAUAAAUAGUCCCGAUCUUCUAAAGUUGUAUGAUUCUUAUCCACAUCAAGCGUAUAGAAACGAUGCAUUUAGAUACAUUCUGCUAUAUCAUGACGGAGGUUUAUACGCCGACUUAGAUAUGGAGGCCAUCAACAAUGUUGAUGAGGUAUUCUUGGAGAAAGACUGCAUUUUAUCUCAAGAACCUGAGGAACACGCUCACUUUUUGAGCGAUCUUCAUUCGCCUCCCUUAGUAUCGAACGCGCUAAUGGGUUGUCGAAAGAAGCAUCCUUUCUUUAAAAGUUUGUUACAAAAGUUGUCAUCGGCUGCCGGGUUGUUAUAUUGGAAUGAUGUAUUACACGCAACAGGACCAUACGUUGUGACCGAGGUCUAUAGAUCAUACACAGCUGGUAGCUGGUUCAAAGAAGCCCCAUCAGACUUAUUUUUAGCUGACGCUGUUAGCUUUCACCCAAGAAUGGACGAGUCAAUGGUUGAUAAAAUAAGACAAGUUUGCAUUCAAAGUCAAGGUCACGAAUUCCCAUCAAGAAACUUCGAAGAACGCCAGGCAAGAUUAUGCGACAAGAUUUUAAAACCAAGGAGUCGAAGAAACUUCUCUGAUAAACCAAAAGUCUAUACAGAUCAUCAUUGGACUCACACUUGGGCCGGUAGAAGAAACGAUCCUUUUGGAAUUUUGGAUGCCAAACAAAAGUUUGAUAUUUCCAAAAUCCUUAUACUACCAAAACCGAAAGAAAGAAUUUUUUGA
Messenger RNA from Dimorphilus gyrociliatus, 1497 nucleotides. Lineage: Eukaryota; Metazoa; Annelida; Polychaeta; Dinophilidae. The record is from the annotation of a GenBank genome assembly.